GACAACAACCUUACUCCCCCCGCUCGUACCCCCCCCCAAAAGUUGAGUAGCAGCUGCGGGGUUGGAAGUGGAGUCGGUGCAUCCGGAGCUGCAGUGGGGCAGAGAGAGGGAGCGAACUGCGGCAGCCGCGGCGCGCACGGAGGUUGCCUGCGCGGCCCACGGGGGAAAGGGUUUAAACCUUGGGGUGCUCGGAGUCAUGGCUUCUCCUUCUAAAGCGAAGGAGGUUUUCUCCUCGGACGAAGAGGGUUCCGCGGCACCGCCGGCGGUGAUCGCGGACUUGGGCUCGGAGGAUCGCAGGGUCAAAGUGUCUAGCCUGCCCUUCAGUGUGGAGGCGCUCAUGUCCGACAAGAAGCCUCCUAAAGACGUGUCUUCCCUGCCAGGGGGAGGUGGAGGCAUCGGCGGCGGCGGUGGCAGCAGCGAAGGCACAUCUAGGACCAUGCUGCUGCCGGGACACGGCGCCAGGGAAGCUCACAGCCCCGGGCUGCUUACAAAAACCUUUGAGACGUCCUCGGUCAAGUCGGAGAACUCGGAGGACGGGACGUCCUGGAUUCAGGAGGCUGGCAGAUACUCCCCACCGCCAAGACACUUGAGUCCUACGACCUGUACCCUUCGGAAGCACAAGACAAAUCGGAAGCCCAGGACUCCUUUUACCACCUCCCAACUUCUGGCCCUAGAACGAAAAUUCCGCCAGAAACAGUACCUCUCCAUCGCUGAAAGGGCUGAGUUUUCCAGCUCCCUGAACCUCACAGAGACACAGGUCAAAAUCUGGUUCCAGAACCGCAGGGCCAAGGCCAAGAGACUGCAGGAAGCAGAACUGGAAAAGCUGAAAAUGGCAGCCAAACCUAUGUUACCCUCUGGCUUCAGCCUCCCUUUCCCCAUCAAUUCUCCCCUCCAAGCAGCUUCCAUAUAUGGAACAUCCUAUCCUUUUCACAGACCUGUGCUCCCCAUCCCACCUGUGGCUUAUGCUACUCCUGUUGGAUAUAGCAUGUAUCAUUUAUCUUAAGGAAGAUCUCCCAGCAAAGGAAUAGUUAAAUAGACUUCAUGAUGGAUGUGUUUCUUUUAAUUUUUUUUUCUUUCCUCAUCCGAGAGUACAGUACCCAACCAGUCCUGGAUCACUUUUUCCUUUUGCUGCGUAUUUUAAGAGCACCAUGCCAACCACUUAGGUGUUCACAGGCCAGACCAGAUCUCUUCUUGCUCUUUAGUCUGGGACACCAAACCCUAUUUGUCAGCAUCACCUGAUGACAUGCCCUCCUUUUUCACAAAGACUGAUCCUGAAGGCUUUUUAUAUAUAUAUAUAUAUAUAUAUAUAAUAAAGUAUAAUACAUUUUUAUACUACAGACAUGAAAAGUCAAAGUAUUUUGAAAGGAAAAAUUAUAUAUGUAAUGUAUAUGUAUGUAUAUUCAGUGUAUUAUUUUCCUGAAGGAGACCUCCAACAAAAUAAUAUGGGGGGUUUUUUUUGGGGGGGAAGGAAUAUGUUUUUAUAAAGGAUAAGAUACUUUUAAAAGGAAUCUUGCGAGAUAUAAUUUGGGGAGGUUUUAAAAAUAUGAUGGAGUUUAUUUUUAUAAUAGCUCUCAUUUCUAUAGUGCUUUAUGGUUUACAAAGUG
Molecule: messenger RNA, 1604 nt
Organism: Phascolarctos cinereus (koala)
Lineage: Eukaryota; Metazoa; Chordata; Mammalia; Diprotodontia; Phascolarctidae
Gene: MSX2
Product: msh homeobox 2
Biological process (GO): embryonic morphogenesis; regulation of transcription by RNA polymerase II
Cellular component (GO): nucleus
Molecular function (GO): DNA-binding transcription factor activity, RNA polymerase II-specific; RNA polymerase II transcription regulatory region sequence-specific DNA binding
Source: RefSeq, a predicted model, not a curated record